Molecule: messenger RNA, 2818 nt
Organism: Klebsormidium nitens
Lineage: Eukaryota; Viridiplantae; Streptophyta; Klebsormidiophyceae; Klebsormidiales; Klebsormidiaceae
Source: the annotation of a GenBank genome assembly
AUGAAACUGCACACCCUGCUCCCCCUGCGGUGUCCCCAGUCAAAGCAAGGCGGCACUUUGGUGACUGCUGCACGCGCGUGCCAGGCUGCUGCUGCAAUGGCGCGCCCCGCGUCUGCCAGCACUCCGGGGGCCAGCAAGCGCAAGCGCGAGUUUGGCGACGCUGGCAAGGGCAAGAAGAGCCACAAAGGGAAGGGCAAGCGCAGCGCGGAGGAGGCGCGCGGCGGCCCCUCGGCUGCCGAGAUGCGCAAGAUGGACUCCCCCGCGGUGCAGCGCGCCAAGCGCGAGAUCAAGAUCCGCCGCCUCACAACAGACCAGAUUCAUGCCCUGGAGAAGGCGUUUGACGAAGCAGACGGCAAGCUGAGCCACCCGCAAAAGGUGGAGAUCGCCAAGGGCAUUGGCCUGGAGGCGCGGCAGGUGGCCAUCUGGUUCCAGAACCGGCGCGCCAAGUGGCGCACGGAGCAGGUGGAGAGCCAGUACGACGUGCUCAAGGCGCAGAACGCGCGCCUGCAGGCCGACAACGACCGCCUCAAGAAGGAGCUGGAGGAGGCACGGCACGCCCUGGUUGUAGCGCGCUCCGGCAUUGCGCACCCCACCCCCAGCCGCAUGGAGCCAGUGGCAGGUGCGGGUGGCGCGGCCUUCUUUGGCUCCAAGGAUGGGGAGAGCCCCGGCUCCGUUUAUGAGAAGCUGCAGAACCUGCUCAAGAGCAUGAAGGGCAAGCGCAGCGCGUUCCUGGCUGCGGCGGCCGCAGGCGAGUCUAGCGACAGCGGGUCCGGCUCCAGCGACGAGAGCUCCGAGGAGGAGCGCCAGCCCAUCAAGCGGGCCAAGCGCAGCGCCCUGCAGAAGCCCCGACCCGCGCUGGCCGCCAAGCCCGGCCCCACCCCCUCCCGGAGCAGCGUCGCGGCGGGUAGCGGGGCAAAGAGAGACGGCACCCGCAGGAGCCCCGUGGGCGCGCCCAGCAAGGGCAGCGGUGCCGACAAGGGCGCAGGGCCGAGCAAGGCGGUGCCCAAGGGGCGGCUGACGCGCGAGAGCAGCAUGGGGCGGCCCAGCACGCUGCAGCGGCGCGGGUCUAAGCUGGAGGCGCUGCAGCUGCCCGUCAAGAUGAGCCCCGCGGUGCCGCUCUUUGCGGACAAGGACCGUGCCAAGGCCGCGGUGGAGGCGCCCACGCCGCGCAUGGGCCGCGGCAAGCCCAGCGCCGCCACGCCCGGCAGCACGCCCUCCAUGUGGCUCGGCCCGCGCCAGGACCCCUCCCCCACCACGGGGCCCCUCGCGCCAGGCGAGCCGCAGCCCGCGCACCCGCUGGGCAUCAGCGGGGACGGCACGGUGGCGCUGCUGGACAAGGUGCCGCCCAGCGCGGUGGGGCGCGGCUUCUCGCACCUGCUGGCCGGCGCGCCCGAGAGCAGCCCCACCGACUCCACUGUCAGCCCCUCUGCGUACCUGCUCUCGGACGGCAAGGAGCCCAGCCCCACCACGGGGGCGCUCGCCGGGGCCGACGCUGUCCCCGCCAAGCAGAGCACGCCCCCCAAGCCGAGCCCGCUGCGCGAGGAGUCCGGCAAGGAGGCACGCCUGCAGCUGGCGCCGUCUGCCAGCGACUGGGGGGAGGCCCUGCGCAAGGCGGAGCAGCAGCGCAGCGCCGCCGCGGCCGCCGCCGCCCCCGCCCCUGCGCGGCUGGACAGCCCGGACCUGCCGACGGACAUGGCGCGCGACUUUGUGCGGGCGCUGGGCGCGGGCGAGGCGGCGCGCAGCCCGUCCCCGAGCGUGCUGCCCUCGGGGCGGGCCGCAGCAGCAGCAGGCGGCAGACGCGUGGCGCGGGGCGGGCGACGAGGGGGGGACACCGCGGGGCUGGCGGCGCGGCUGGCGGCGCUGGACGGCGGCCUCUCCAAGGGCCUGGACGCGCUGGCCGUGCUGCACCUGGGGGCGGCGCCAGGCGCGGGCGACAACAAGGGCGCAGCGGAGCGCAACGGGCUGCUGGAGCUGUCGCUGGAGCCGGGCAGCGGGCUGGCGCCCUCGCGCACCGCGCAGCUGCUCGCCGAGGCCGCGGCGCGGGUCAGCGCCGGCAGCAGCCUGCCCAGCCGGCUGGCGCGCGGGACGGCGUUCCUGGGGAGUGCGUCCGCGUUUGAAGCGUUCCGUGGAGGGGGAAACUUGCUGGACCCGUAUCAGGACCCGCCCUUCUCCAGCGGGCUUCGCGAGGAGCGCGCCCUCUCCCCUUCGCUGCGCGACGCCAUCAGCCAGCACCGGAGCGGGCACACCACGCAGGCCUUGCUCCCAGGGGAAGGCCGCGAGGAGGCGGGCGCGCCGGGGAGCAGUACGGGGCCGCUCACGCCGCGGCUGGGCCCGGCGGCUCCCAUCCCGCCGUGGCUGACGGCGGUCGCCAGUGGGCUGUGGGGGGAGGGGGGCUCUCCGGGCGGGCGCAGCUCAAGCCCGGGAUGGUGGACGCAGAUUCAGUCAGGGCAUUGACGGCUUGCAUCAAGUGUGUGACUUGUUGCCAGGACGACAGAAGCAGACUUUCGACGAAGUAGGAUUAUUCGGCUUAACGAACUCGGGCGCUCAAGAAUGACCUCGAAGCUUGACACCUUCAUCAGUGAUUUUUUUGUGGUUUUAGGGGCGGGUUUGUAUGCAUAUAUGGUGCGUAUAUUAGUCUCACGUCUUGAAGGGGAUGGUGACUCGCAGUUUUCAGAUGACCCAGCUUUUGCUAGACAUAUAUUGGACCACUUGGAUUCUGGCCGGUAUAAAGGCCCUGCAUGUGAACCGGUACUGGUCAAACAUUGUUGGUAGUGAGAUACUGACGAUUGUUGCUCGUCCUUCAUUCAAAUGGUCUGGU